Messenger RNA from Lytechinus pictus (painted urchin), 3047 nucleotides. Its product is annotated as vesicle transport through interaction with t-SNAREs homolog 1A-like. The record is from RefSeq and is a predicted model, not a curated record. Gene Ontology annotation, cellular component: late endosome membrane; ER to Golgi transport vesicle membrane; endoplasmic reticulum membrane. Gene Ontology annotation, biological process: intracellular protein transport; retrograde transport, endosome to Golgi; intra-Golgi vesicle-mediated transport. The transcript is spliced from 8 exons. NCBI's taxonomy places the organism in Eukaryota, Metazoa, Echinodermata, Echinoidea, Temnopleuroida, Toxopneustidae. Bases 29 to 685 code for a protein of 218 amino acids. Gene Ontology annotation, molecular function: SNAP receptor activity; SNARE binding.
CGACGUUCACCCUGCAACGUCAAUCAAAAUGGCUGCCGCCAUGGAAGAAUUUGAACAUCAAUUUGCUGCUGUUUCAGCAGAAAUUACAUCGAAAAUCAACAAAAUUCCUAUCCUGAGUGGAAAUGACAAGAAACAAUUGGCUGGUUCUGCUGAAAAACAGGUAGAUGAGGCUCAUGAAUUGUUGGAGCAGAUGAACAUUGAAAUUCGCAACAUUCCGUCCGCAGAACGCCAGAAGUUUACCACCAGGUUAAAAAGCUACCAAACUGAGCUUAACCGAUUGGAAAAAGAUCUUCGACGAUCAAAGGUGGCUUCCAGAGAUGAUGGUGCUAGGGAAGAGUUACUAGGUAUGGAUGAUUAUAGGAACUCGGAAGAUCAGAAAACAAGACUACUUGACAACACAGAGAGACUGGAGAGGACAUCAAGAAAGCUAGAUGCAGGAUACAAAAUGACAAUAGAAACCGAACAACUAGGGCAAGAUAUCAUGGACAACCUUCAUAAAGAUAGGGAGAAGAUUGACAGGUCUAGAAAUAGGUUACGUGAUAUGGAUUCAAACGUUGGCCAAAGCUCAAGAGUACUCAGUGCAAUGAUGCGUAGGAUCCUUCAAAACCGUCUAAUCAUGCUGUUCCUAGGCCUCGUCAUUCUCUCCGUCAUCAUCCUCGCCAUCUAUUUCAUCGCAAAGAAAUGAUGACGGCUUCUCUUAGGUUAAUCCUGCCCCUUUCCUGCCUUAGAGGAGCGAAGUAAGGUGAACAUGGAGGGUUUCGGGUAGGUGUGCAAUCGAGGUCUCCAUUCCAGUCCAUUACUAGGUAGCCAGUCCGUAGUAUUGUGCAUUCACAUGUGUUAGAAUCAGAAAUCUAUGUGCAGGAUAUUGUCGCUAUUGAGCCAGUCAAUGUUGCAUGUCCUUUGUUCACGAAGCAGUUGAGGUUCUUCAAGAAAUGGUUGAUUCUCUGCUAUGGCAGUCACUGGAUGAACAGGAUAUUGUUAUAUACCAUGUGUCCAACACAACCUUGGUGUUCGUCCUUAGUAUGAAGUUUGCUGCUAUGUCAGGAAUGUUUCAACUGGAUAUAGAUUUUCUCUGGAUACUUUAUAAUGAAGUUUGUACUGCUCUGAAUGGUUUGUGGCACAGUGUUAACUGUAAGAUAAGAACAGUCUGUAGUAACAUAAGACUAAACUUCAUUUGAUGAACAGAAUGUUUUAAAGAGAGUUGUAGGUAGAGUCAUCCAACACCAUCUAAAUACUCUGUAUGAAAGUUGUUGCUAUAGCAGGAUUGAAUAUACUGGAGAUAGAUCUUCUCCAGGGUAGUUGAUGUGGAAUUUCACAUGCUAUAAAAGGGUUUUGGCACAAGGCUGAUUCUAAGAUACAACAGUUAGUAGCCAUAUGAGAGGAAAAUGUUAAUCCAUUGUUUGAAACAGUUGUAGGUGUCCAACACCACCUAAGUACUCUUCAUAAAUAUGAAAGUUGUUGCUAUGGCAGGAUUAUACUAGAUCAACGGCAGACAGAAUUUUGAAUGAAUAUUUCUUAAAAUGAAGUGUACUCAUUUCACUUUUGCAUCCUGCUGGGCACAUGAAUAAAUGGGUAUAUAGUGGUGUGCCAGUCCGCCUGUCAGCAUCCAUUUCUGUAUUCAGAUUAAAAAUGUAAGUUUUUUAUCAGAGGAAAUUUUUAGAUGGAACAUUCAUUCAUUGUGGAAAAAAAUGUGUUUAUAUUUGAUUAAAUAAGUCAAGAUAAGAUAAUGGAUUAUCCUUGAAAUUCAUGCACACCAUGUCAUCUAAUACUAAACCAAGCUUGGUAAUCUUGUCCAUGUAUUCAUGUAUUCAUCAGGCUGAAAUUUGUUCACAAAAUAUUCACAUUUUGUACAAAACCAAUUCAAGUAAUAGCUACCAAAUAGACAGCAAGAUCGUAAACUAUAAAAAUGUUGACGAAAAAUGCAAAGUAGGUCAAAGGGUUUCGCCAGUAUCGCGAUCUCAAAAUUCUAUUCUGAUCGACGAAUGUGCUCUGUGCUGGAAAACUGUUCUGAAAAAGUAUGAUCUAACUUCACGGACCAAAGUUGUGGAGAUUUAAACAAAAACUCAAACUAAAACACUGAGAUAUUUAUGUCAGAUGGAAGGUAAAAUGCUAUAGAAUUGGUCAGGAAUACGUUUUACUCACAUUUUUUAUGAUAUAUGCUUACAAAAUGAUGAAAUCGUAUGCUUGUUGAGAACUGGCGCUAACAGUGACAAAUUUACUGAUCUUUUGUUAAUAUUUUGAUGAAUACUGAACUCGUCCUAAAGAAACUUACGCUAGAGGUUAAUUUUAGGUCACUGUUCUUGUUGAUGAUGACACAUUUUAAAGAUAGCGAAUAGUUUUUGAGAUAAUGACCGUCCGCGAAGUAUGGACACAAGUGAAAUUUUGACCCACUGCCAUACUGAUUUUAAAACCCCUCUCCUUUCUACGUAUGAGACCAGCCACCCCAAAUUAAGCAAUAAUUCACCAGUGGAGAUUCUGUUUAUACAGUUAGAACAAUUUUCAUAGUUCAAACAUAGUUAAAACAAUCUUCAAAAAGUAAAAAUUGGAAAAUUAGCUAAUCUGAAAGAGUAUCUCUUUACCAAUAUAAAAAAAAUGUAUAUGAUUUGUAAAACCUGGGAACCCAGGUCCCGCCCGGAAGCCUUGGGUACCCGGGUUGUCAGGGGCCGGCAGACAUAACAAAACAUGGGUUCAAGUGACAUAAUUUUUAGGGGAAUUUACCCAAACUGAAGAGUCUGAUAUUUGUUGUGGAUAUUGGAAUAAUUUUUGUUAAUUUUUAUUUUUAAUAAAUGCUUGCAAAUAUCUGUAUCCUUUGAUGAAUGCUUGCAAACUGAUGUACAACCACUCAGUUAUGAACCUGGAUGGAAGUUCAUAUUUGCGUUUAAUCAAUUAAUUAAUCUUUCUUCUCCUAUUCAUUUUGAAUAAAUGAUUUUGAGCCAGAAAGAUCACAGAGAUUUGUCCUUCAUUAUUUGUAUAAUCAUGGAGGAGAAGGCAUUGAACUCUUGAUUUGGGGAAUAAUUAUAAACCAUCCUCUUUUUGUUUCUUUUUUU